Molecule: messenger RNA, 507 nt
Organism: Phaedon cochleariae (mustard beetle)
Lineage: Eukaryota; Metazoa; Arthropoda; Insecta; Coleoptera; Chrysomelidae
Source: the annotation of a GenBank genome assembly
AUGUUCGCGGAACAAAGAAGGGAUAGUGGUGACCGGGUUUUGGAAAUUGAAUCGUUUGCGAUGGUAUGCUCGAAGGCGGCAGUUCUGAAAAAUAGGAACGAGCAGAACGACUGCGGAACGAGCCGUAGAGCUGCUGGAAACGAGCUGUACGGCUGCUGGAAACGAGCCGUACGGCUGUUGAAAACGAGCCGCACGGCUGCUGGAAACGAGCCGUAUGACUGCUGGAAACGAGCCUUACGGCUGCUGGAAACGAGCCGUACGGCUGCUGGAAACGAGCCGUACGGCUGCUGGAAACGAGCCGUACGGUUGCUGGAAACGAGCCGUACGGCUGCUGGAAACGAGCCGUACGGCUGCGGGAAACGAUCCGUUGAGGCUCCUCGAAACGAGCCGUACGGCUGCGGGAAACGAGCCGUUGAGGCUCCUCGAAACGAGCCGUACGGCUGCGGGAAACGAGCCGUGAAGGCUCCCCAAAACGAGCGGUACAACUCCACGAAAAGAGGCAUCUAG